AUGACUGAUUCACUGUAUUCGGGUUUUGUGUUGUUUAUUUUGUUGGUCGUCUGUUCUAGCAUUCCUGUACCUCGGAAACAGACUGAUGUCAAGGAUUCCUCGCAAAUCACGCUAAGAACUGAUGAAAUCGCGAGAUCUGGCCAGACGCAUUCUGGAGUGCCGGCUCCGAGUAUGGGUUUAGGUUCAGGUGAGCGCCAUUUUAUAUUUUGCUUAUUGUUCGAAACUUUACGUUGCUUGUCUGUAUCACACUGAAAGUGCAAGAUUAACGCCUGUAUUCUAAAAGCUCACUCACGCUCAAUGAGUGGAGGUUCAAUCUGAGCUUCCCUUGAGUGUCAAUGCUGUUUUUGAAUAGCUGGAGGGUGAGUAGUCACAUAGUAAGGUACGACACUAACCCUCCAGCUGUUCAAAAACAGCACUGAAACUCGAGAGAAGCUCAGAUUGAACCUCCACUCAUUGAGUGUGAGUGAGCUGUAAGAAUACAGGCGUAUGUGAUCGUCGUACGAAUUUCAUCAGAUCUGAUUUUGUUUUGCAAACCAAAUUCACUAGUUUCGCAAAGCUUUGGCAAUUGACCAUUUGCGUAAUAGACUAAAUUUUGAUCUCAACAAAAAUUUCAUCACAGCUUGAAAGAACAUCACAAAAUUAGUAAUAUUCCAAAGUUUCGUUGCGAAAUGUUGUAAAAUGCGGAAAAUAUAGCCUUGCGAAGUUUUCAAUUUUCAGUCAUUUUAGAUUACAAACGGGAAAUUGACAGCCCCAAACCCUUCGAGGCUGUCAAUUUCCCGUUUGUAAUCUAAAAUGACUGAAAAUUGCAAAUUUCACAAGGCUAUAUUUUCCGCAUUUUGUAACAUUUUGCAACGAAACUUUGGAAUAUUACUACUUUUGUGAUGCUCCUUCAAGCUGUGAUGAAAUUUUUGUCUAGACUUGUUUAGUUCAAAAUUUAGUCUAUUACGCAAAUGGUCAAUUCGUAAACCAGGAUUUUCAUCUGCAAAUAACGGAUACGAAGUUUGCGUUGUAAAGAAAUGUGCUUUCACUACACAAGUUAGAGAUAUCGCCGUACAAGGAAUUUGUUUGCAAUUCAAUUGGAAAAACGCAGUGCAUAGUAAAUUACCUAAUAUGAACACGUUUUGUGAUUGGUUCUCUGAACGAAACUGCCAGUGUUUAUGGCUUGAUCUUUAGCAAGAUCAUCUCCAUAGUAAAUUGUCUUUUAUUAUUAUGAUCAACCAAUCACAAAGCUUGUUCAUGUAGGUACGGGGCGACCCGAAUUAAGCGCAUACUGCGCUCUCUUCGUAACCCAUUGAGCGUCAGCGCUUCCGCCUUUACGAGUAAAAUCGUCUGGCAUUAGACAGCAAAAAAAUUCGACCGUAACUUCGGAAAUGGAACACAACCAGGAAUGCAUCCAAGUCGCAUUUCUCGUUUUAUCUGAGCAAUUUUGUAUGUUGAACAGCUUAAUCCUGGGUUAACCAAGACGAUUUUUAUAAAAUUUCUGGAAAACUUGUUUAAACCAAUAAAAUGUGUAUUUUCUAUUUAACUUUGGAUUAACUUAACGGAUUAACUUUUAACUUUGUACUGGGAUGGAUCCAGCAUGAUCUGGUAGGUGCUUUGCCAGCUCUGCUGCCGAGUUGUGUCGGUCAUGUGCACCGCCCGCCCAUCAACUUGCUUGACUACUGCAAAGUCUUGCUUGACUACUGUAAAGUCUUGCUUGACUACGUACUGCAAAGUCUUGCUUGACUACUGUAUUUAAAUUGUAAAUGUUGUUCACAGUUCGUUUAUCAUCAUGUUAAUUAUUACUCAAAUUACAGUAUCUCAUUUUGUCUCUAAUAUUUUUUUGCUUUAUCAUAAAAAUAGCAGUAAAUCUGCCCAGUAAAUCCACCCCUGACUUUAUACUAAUCCAGGUUUGAACAAUUGGCCCCUGAAAAUGUCCUAUUCUCUUUCAAGAUGUUAAACCACAAGCAUCAAGAAACAUCAAAGCUUCAAGAAGAGACGAGACAAACAUGGACGAAACUGUAGAAGAAAACGACGAUGAGCAAGAAAAGGAUGACGAGGAUGACACGAAGGUGAACGAUGAUAGCUUGAUGAACGGCCAGUCUGAUACGAACUCUGUCGAAGACGACGCGAGCAAACCAAUCAUAAAGGUGGAUGAACCCGAGGCGAAGAAGUUGAAAGGUGACGAAAGUUUAGAAGGUGAUGAUGGAAUGAAGAGCGAGACAAUCGCGAGUUUUACAAAUGAUUUGGAACAGAGUCGAAAUGAUUUGGAGAACGAUGGCAAUUCUGUUGUCACUACAGGCGCUUUGAAUGAUGAGGGGAAAACUACAUCACUGAAGAAUGGUAAGUUAUUGAACCACUGCAUCAGUUGGUUUCGCGUUUCGGCAGUGGGUCUUUUGAAACGUAUAGGAAUAUGAGAUUAGACUACAUCUCCAUUUUUUUCUUUCAAAUACAAGAUUUACUAGAUAUCAUGUAUGUAAAACUUUAUUUAAUGACGCUAGCCUUGUCAACAGUAAUAGUUGAUUUCCACAAGGGGCGUCACUAACACAAGAAAAAGAUAUUUACAAAGAGAGAAAAAUAUAAAUAUAAAGCUAUUUACGGGAGAUUUAUAAAAGGAAAUUAAAUGGACCAUUUGCAUUAUAGACUAAAUUUUGAUCUAAACAAGUCUAGAUAAAAAUUUCAUCACAGCUUGAAAGACCAUCACAAAAUUAGUAAUAUUCCGAAGUUUCGUUGCGAAAUGUUGUAAUUAAAAUGCGGAUAAUAUAGCCUUGCGAAGUUCGCCGUUUUUCAGUCAUUUGGUAUUACGCGGGGGAAAUUGACAGCCCAAUACCCUUUGGGACUGUUAAUUUCCCGUUUGUAAUGCAAAAUAACUGAAAAACGGCAAACUUCGCAAGGCUAUAUUGUCCGCAUUUUACAACAUUUCGCAAUGAAACUUUGGAAUGUUACUAAUUUUGUGAUGCUCUUCCAAGCUGUGAUGAAAUUGUUGUAUAGACUUGUUUAGAUCAAAAUUUAGUCUAUAAUGCAAAUGGUCCAUUGAUGUGACCCGGUCGUAUAUUAAGAUCUAUAAUUGAUUCUAUCUAACAAUAUAAUUGUUUUACAAAGUCAUAUUUUACAAAUCGUGAAAAUAAUUGUUUUACAAAUCAUGAAAAUAUUUUAUCACUCUGAUAACUGCUGAUUGUAUACCAUCUGCUGGCACGAUUGCGCAAGAGCUUCAUAAAUUGUUUAAAUUAAUUUCUUAUUCUCAAUGUAGACAAGAAUAAUUACGAAAGUUUGGAAGGAGAUAGUCUGGACACCAAGGACACUGACAGUUCGUUUGAUGGAAGCAAUGGUCAGAAAUCUAAAGGUAAAACUGAUGUUGCUACUCAUUCCGGGAGCGAUAGUGCUAUGGACUCUGAUGGUGGCAAUGAUGGUGACAGUACCAGUGACAGUGAGAGUAAUGGUCACACGGCUGAUGAGUCAGAUAAGUAUAGUUCAAGUGACAUUAAUAAUGAUGAUUCAUCCAGUACUAAUAAUGGUGGUUCAUCCACUACAAAUGGUGGUACUUCCAGUACUAAUAAUGGUGAUUCAUCUAUCAACAGUGCUGAUGAAUCUUCCACAGAUAACAAUGGUGAUUUAAUGAGUAAUAGUGGUGAUACAAGCACCACCAGUAAACCAGAUACCAGUAACUAUGGUACUCCGAGUGAAUCUGAUGAUGCAUUAAAUAAUGAUGUUACUCCUACCAGUGCAAGUACCAACACAGAUGGUACUACUGGUAUUUCGGACAGUGAAAGUACCAGCAGUUUGGAUGGUGACAUGGACUCUGAAACUAAGGGCACCACAAGCAAUUUUAGUGAUGACAGCAGUUUAGAUUCUGAAUCCAAUUUUGGUUCCAAAAGUACCAGUAGGUCUGGAGGGGAGAGCAACUCUGGAAAUGAUGGUGAUACCAGUUUGGACGGCGAAAACAAUUCAGAAUUUGGUGCCAGUAAUUCUGAUGGUGCCAGUAAUUCUGAUGGUGCCAGUAAUUCUGAUGGUGAAACUAAUUCUGAUGGUGACAGUAAUGAUGAGGCCAGCAAUUCUAACAGUGAGAGUACCAAUAACUUUGCUGGUACCAGUCACUCUGCCAGUGAAACCAGUGCUUCUGAUGGUGCCAGUACUCCUGCUAGUCACAGUACCAGUAAUUUUGAUGGCACUCAAAAAUCUGAGAAUGAAAAUACCAACACUUUUGAUGGUCUUGACAGUGAAGAUGGCAAUUCAUCUGAUGUUGUCAACGAUGCAGAUAGCUUUGAUAGCAGCAGCAGUUAUGACAAGGAAACUUCUGGCGUAUCUGAUAGCAUUAAUUCUCUUGACGAUGAAAGUACCAAAACACUUAAUGGUGCCACCAAUUCUGACAGUGGAAGUACCGAUGAAUUAGAUAGUUCUGGCAAUUCUGACAAUGAAAAUUCAGGCAUAUCUGAUAGCAACAAUUCCCUUGACGAUGAAAGUAGCAAAAGUUUGAAUGAUGCCACUCAUUCUGACCGUGGAAGUACCAGCGAAUUAGAUAGUACCAGUAAUUCUGGAAGUGAAAGUUCCAGCUUAUCAGAUGGUACUACAAAUUCUGAAAGUGACAGUAUGGAUAGUACGAGCAAUUCUAACAGUGACAGUUCGGAGAAAUCUGAUUCCAAUAAUUCCCAGAAUGACGAUUCCUCAGAGAACUCGGAGUCGGUGAUGUCAGCCAAGGACACGCAUGAAACCAAGGCUAACGAUGCAUCUGUUAAUCAACCAAGCACACAAAAGGAUACUCCAAAACCCGAAGCAUUUACGUCACAAGCAUCUGACAAAGCUAGUCCCAGUCUCACAUCUGAAGGCCGAGCAGAGUCGGAGGAGAUUAGUAACAAAGCAUUAGAGAAUCAAGAUGACACCAUUAGUUACCAGACUCCCACUGAGGAAGAUGGUGAUGACGUAGUUAGUUACCAGACUCCAACUGAGGAGAACGGGGAUAACGAAAAUGAAGAGGAGUCCCAGACCUCUGAUAAUGAUCAGGGUAGUUCUCUUGGUACUACUGAAGCUGGAAGUAAUCAAGCAAUGGAAAGUAAGUAUUAAUGGUUUAUACUAUUAAAGUUUCUGUGAUCACAGUAGGAAUUUUGCAUAGAUAAAUUCUAAGUAAGAAAGUGUUUGAGGGAUCUGACUCACUGUUUAACACUGUUUCAGUUCUGACAAAUUAUAAAUAUAUAACUUGUCAAUAAAACAUGGACAGUCAACAACAUCAAAGACCAUUAAAAAUAUGUUAGGCUUAAAAAUAUGCACAUUUUCUCUCACUUCUUGACUAAGUGUGUUACUGUUUUACAAUCUUUAGCUGCAUAAAAUUCUCUUCUUUCCCCAGUUUCUUUUUGUAUUUGAGACUCUAAUUUUCUUCUUAUAUCGUCAGGUACAGCAGGAAGCCAGUCAGAUGGAAGUAACCCACCAGAAAAUCCGACAAGCACUUCACAAACAACAAAGAAACCGUCGGAUAAUGGUGAUGAUGAUUACUUCGAUAAGGAUGAUCAAGAUGACGAUGAUGAUGAUGUGGAUGAAAGUGAUCAAACAUCAAACCCCACCCCUACUGAGAGCGCAUCAGAUGAUGUAACUCCCAGCCCCAAUACAACUCCUACAAAUUCUGCCGUCUCCCCUAUGACCGAUAUAUCGACUGAAGAGUCAUCCACCUCUGCCCCAACUUCAUCCCUCGAAGAUUCUAGUCCUACUACACAAGAAACUCCGUCUACUCUAAAUGAUGAAAUGACCUCUGAAUUUGCCCAGAGUUCAGAUAGUAACUCCGCCUCUCAAAGUGAAACGUCUAGUGAAGAUAAUCCUACUACAGAGCAACCCUCAAGUACAGACUCCACCUCUACCCAAAAUACAGACUCUACCCAAAGUACAGACGAAACCCUCUCUGCAAAACUGGCUUCUUCUGAAUCAACCCAUAGCUCAGAUGACAACUCCGCCUCUCAAAGUGAAACGUCUAGUGAAGAUAGUCCUACUACAGAGCAACCCCCAAGUACAGACUCCACCUCUACCCAAAAUACAGACUCUACCCAAAGUACAGACGAAACCCUCUCUGCAAAACUGGCUUCUUCUGAAUCAACCCAUAGCUCAGAUGACAGCUCCGCCUCUCAAAGUGAAACGUCUAGUGAAGAUAGUCCUACUACAGCGCAACCCCCAAGUACAGACUCCACCUCUACCCAAAAUACAGACUCUACCCAAAGUACAGACGAGACUCUCUCUGCCAAACUGGCUUCUUCUGAAUCAACCCCCAGCUCAGAUGACAACCCAUCUUCCCAACGUGAAAAGUCUAGUGCAGAUAGCCCUACUACAGAGCAACCCCCAAGUACAGACUCCACCUCUACCCACAACACAGACUCUACCCAAAGUACAGAUGAGACUCUCUCUGCCAAACUGGCUUCUUCUGAAUCAACCCAGAGCUCAGAUGACAACCCCUCUUCCCAAAGUGAAACCUCUAGAACUGAAGAUGGUUCUACCUCCACCCCAUUUCCACCAGAUUCUACGAAACAACAAGGUGAUUCCAAAGAAGCGAGUGUCAAGAUUAGCCAAUCAGAACCGAAUAUUGCGAAUAUGGUGAACAGUGACAUGGGCGAUGACGAAGAAGACGAAUUAGAUGAUAGUGAUGAUGAUGAUGAUGAUAAUAAAAAUAAUAAUGAUGAUAGUACCAGCGGACAAGGUAUUUACCAUACAGUUAUUGUAUAAUACUAACGACAUUAUACUCCAACCUUCGAGAUAUCUUUACAUGACUGAACCGUAUUUUGUUUGUCGAUUUAUUGUAGAAUGCUACCUACACUGAACCACCACGUUUUGAGAUAUCUUUUUCAGGUAGCUCAGACACAAACCACGACAGAUUAUUGUAGAAUACUACCUACACUGGACUACCACGUUUAAGAUAUAUUUUUCAGAUAGUUCAGACACAAACCACGACAGCUUAUUGUAGAAUACUACCUACACUGGACCACCACGUUUGAAAUAUCUUCAUCAGGUAGUUCAGACACAAACUACGACAUAUUAUUGUAGAAUACUACCCACACUGAACCACCACGUUUUGAGAUAUCUUUUUCAGGUAGUUCAGAAACAAACCACGGCAGUUUAUUGUAGAAUACUACCUACACUGGACCACCACGUUUGAGAUAUAUUUUUCAGAUAGUUCAGGCACAAACCACGACAGCUUAUUGUAGAAUAUUACUUAGGGUCCGUGGACGUUGAUAUAAGAAAACCUACACCUGACAUUACAUAUUUUCUUUGUUUGCUUUAGUUUUCUCCGCCAAAUCUCACCGACAUCCCUUGGACGUCAAAUUAAUAGAUGACAUUGAUGAGAGGUUCGAUGACGCUGAGGAACGAAGCAAAAUACACGCCGCGCGUCGCAAACAUUUCCUGGGACAGGCUGUGCAUCCUAAACAUUUGAUAGGCCUAGGACCUAGUGGGGGCGCUAUGGGUUAUGGAGGACAUGGGGCAUAUGGAGGACAUGGUAAGAUAGGAUCAUGAGAAGAUUUUUGUGGUACUUCUAAGCACUAGUGAGCAUAUUUGUACCACUUAACUAAACUGGAUAACUCUAUCAGUUCUAAACUGUUCUUCCUAGAGGUCCAGUAAGGGUCAUUUCUUAUUGAUCCAGUGUUAGCACAAGAGGAAACCUAAACUAAACUAACUUUAUUUAUAUUGGACAGUUCUAUCAGUUCUAAACUGUUCUCCAUAGAGGUCCAGUAAGGAUUACCUCUUAUUGAUCCAGUGUUACCACAGAAGGAAACCUAAACUAGGAAGAACAAUUUAGGACUGAUAGAGCUAUCUAGUAUUAAUAAAGUUAGUUUAGUUUAGGUUUCCUCCUGUAGUAAAACUGGAUCAAUAAGAGAUGAUCCUUACUGGGCCUUUAGGAAGAACAAUUUAGAACUGAUAGAGUUACCCAGUAUAAAUAAAGUUAGUUGAACAUCUUAUUCUAAUUUCCCAGGCGUUCCUGGUGUAGGUCCAUAUGGUUUUGUUGGUACAAACGUUCCUGGCUUUCCUACAGGAUAUCCUCUGGGUACGAAGUGGAAAAUGACAGAUCAUGGUUAUGUUCUAGAUCAUGCUGGUUUUCAACAUCCUUUAUCCCCUCAUUCAGGUGAGGUCAGAUUAGAGAGCUUUUAGCAAAUCAAUAGACCAGGGGUCGAAAUUCCCGCUAUUCCGAAUAUACUAAAAUGCCUGACGGAAUAGUAAACUUCAUGAUCACAGUAUUCCGUUUGUAUAGUAGAAAAAAAUUGUGGUACCAAAUAUCAACAAGCAAGGGUUUUCCUCUUGUAUAAUAUAUCACUUUAUACCGGACUUUGAGCCUCUGUUCCACUUCGUAGCUAAGUUCUUGUUCGCUUGCAAUACUUGCGUAUUCUAAUUUCUUUGCACCAAUAUUAUUGUUGAUUUCAAGUCACUUUUCAACGCGCGAUUCCCAAGUUCGUUGCGAACUUGCCAAUUACGUUUCCAAGUUCGGAAAUUGGGCGCGAACUUCGCAACAUUUAAAGUCCGCAAGUUCAUUUCAGUGUUUGAACUUUGUUUUUUAUUAAUAAUUUGUUCACUGUGCAUGUUUAUUUUUUGUUAUUCAAUUAUUCAGUUCACUUUAGGAGUCUCAAGGAUGAUUUCACGAAAAUCAGAACAUUAGCGCGGACCCUGCAUGAACAGAAACAGUACAUUAAGGAAUAGUGGAUUUUCAGACGGAAUAGUAAAUAUAAAAAUCUACUAUUCCGGCUGUAUAGUACAGAAAAAUGUAAAUUUCGAUCCCUGUAGACAACUUGCAUGUUAGACUAAUUUUUGAUCUAGCCAAAAAAAUUCCCGUAAAGAACUUAUUAAAAUUAGUAAAAUUGCAAAAUUUGGUUACGAAAUGUUGUAAAAUACGGAAAAUAUAGCCUUGCGAAGUUUGCAUAUUUUGUAUAUGUUUGUAUUACGUGCGGAAACUGUUACCGGCAUUUUUGAGCCGAAAAUGGCAACAAAUUUCGCACGUAAUACAAAGAUAUACCAAAUUUGCAAACUUUGCAAGACUAUGUUUUCCAAGCUUUACAACAUCUCGCAACUAAAUUUUGCAAUUUUACUAAUUUCAUUAUGUUCUUUUUAGCUGUGGUGUUUGAUUCCCUUCUCUUUACUUAGAUUAAAAUGUAGUCUAACAUGCAAGUUGUCCAUUUUCAUCUACAAAGUAGCAUCAUUUGCCCCCUGUCAUUAUAUUUAAUACUAAUGAUCAAAUUUGAUUUCCAGCCUGCAGCUGUGGUCCAAUGGGCUGUAUCUGCCAUCCAUUUUCCUUGAAAGCCGCCAAGGGUAAGAAGCGUGACAAGGGGACACAUAAGGUCACUGGUAGUACAAAGAUGGAUAAGAAAGAACAGACAGCUUCAAAGAGAGGGACUAUCUGUAAAUGUGGUGCACUGGGAUGUGGCUGUGCUCCACUCCCCGAUGAAGAGACUGGGGCCAAGCGAGAGGAUGUGCCUGCUACGUCACCACAUCCGGUAGACCUUGCUGUUGGUUGGCCGUUUGGAUAUGGACCGAGUUUCGGUUGGGGGCCUGGAGUCGGGUAAGUCUCAACUCUGAAUAAUUUACUUAAAACUGCUGUCGGUAGUGGUCUUGAAAUACACGUCCUUUGUGGUAGAUUUUCACUAAACUUCAAGCUUUUUCUUUUUAUUCUACAGACCACUAAAGCCUCUGUGUCCGUUGGGAAAGCGCGAUAAAACGAAAAAGACUGGAUCCAAGUCACACAAACGUUGUAUAGACGCUUACUCUCCAAAUAUGGCCAAUAGCUUUGCGGCCGAGCCUUUCAUGGGAUGGCCUUUUGGACUUCAUAGUAAUAUUGGAUUUGGCUGGCCUUUUUCUGGAUGGUAAUACUUAAUUAUUUGUAUUUUUUAAAUGACGUUAUUUGUGCUUGGUUCAGUGUUAGUAUAGGAGUUUUAAACUGUUCUUCCUAGAGGUCCAGUAAGGAUCUUCUCUUUAUCUCUUAUUGAUCCAGUGUUACUACAGGAGGAAACCUAAACUAAACUAACUUUAUUUAUACUGGAUAUAGCUCUGUCAGUUCUAAACGUUUCUCCCUAUAGAGGUCCAGUAAGAAUUAUCUCUUAUUGAUCCAGUGUUACGACAGGAGGAAACCUAAACUAAACUAACUUUAUUUAAACUGGAUAGCUCUAUCAGUUCUAAACCGUUCUUCCUAGAGAUCCAGUAAGAAUCAUCUCUUAUUGAUCCAGUGUUACUACAGAAGGAAACCUAAAUUAAACUAACUUUAUUUAUACUGGAUAACUCUGUCAGUUCUAAACGUUUCUCCUAGAGGUCCAGUAAGGAUCAUCUCUUAUUGAUCCAGUGUUACUACAGGAGGAAGAAAAGUACUUGGCAAAACUGGAAGCACUCUAUCAAACUUCAGUGGAAUUUGAAAAGGAACAUGCACUAACCAAACUAGGCAUUAAUUAAUUUUCUUUUUUGUAGUUCCGGAGGUGGGUGCACUCUGGGUGGUCAGACCUAUAUCAAUAACUCAGGACGAUAACUUGGAUACAUAUACAUCUCAUGUAAGUCUUAAAAUUGUGCUUUCUACUGGAAAGUAUACUUUCAUCAGUUUUAUGUAUACAAAAUUUAAUUUCAUCUAUAACUAUGACAUCAACAACAAUUAAAUUUAAAUUAAACAUACUACCAAUUCUAAAACAUAUUUGCAUAUCUAUCCUAAAUAUUUUUCUUUUCUAUAUCUUACAGCCAAUAAACGGAUAUCCUAAACCAAUAAACUAAGAAAAACCGACUUCAAGUCUUUAAAAACUUAACCUUAGUUUAUGAAAUAACUAAUUUUUAAAAUCUUACUGUGUAAAAUAUUAAACCAAGUUAUAUUAACUCAGAUACAGUUUAUAGACGUCACUAAAAGACGUAUGUCAUGAACUGUGGUUUUGUAUACAUGUUUGUUCACUUGUAUGAACUUCUAUUUACAACAUUAUAAUGGCAACAAAGAGAGCUUUACUACGACAGCGCAGUCGAGUGUGUUGCUUGAUUUACACAAUACAACUCAAGUUGUAAGCAGGUUGCAUGCGACAGUUUUAGAUAAAAGUUGUGUGAUGUAAAUCCACCUUUACUGACGCGCAAAUAACGAACUGCUAAAGCUUUGUAAUGUUGUGAUGAUACUCAGACUCUCAGUGUACACUGAACUAAGAGAGCAGUAAAUAAACUAAGACUUCACUGUUAACUUCGAC
This is a messenger RNA of Paramuricea clavata, 11135 nucleotides long. NCBI's taxonomy places the organism in Eukaryota, Metazoa, Cnidaria, Anthozoa, Malacalcyonacea, Plexauridae. The record is from the annotation of a GenBank genome assembly.